Messenger RNA from Caenorhabditis angaria, 878 nucleotides. The record is from the annotation of a GenBank genome assembly. Lineage: Eukaryota; Metazoa; Nematoda; Chromadorea; Rhabditida; Rhabditidae.
AUGCUCAUUUUGAAAACAAGUAAGUUGAAAAAUGUCAGAUAAUGUGGGAAAUUUUUUCAAAUGGAAUUAAAUUUUUAGGUUUUAUUCUUGUGUUCAUUUUACUGCUUGAUUAUAUAAAUUGUAUAAGAAACCAAAAAAAUCAAUAUUAUUUGGAAAAAUUGAGCGGAUCAGAAAUAACUGAAAAUGAAAAAAGAGAAAAACGAGAUGUAUUCAAUGAUGUUUCAAAUUAUUGGAAUAAAGUGAAAGAUAUUGUUGAAGAUAUAAAAGAUCGGAAGAAGAAAUUCGAUCAAUUUCGGGCAGAUUUCCCAAAAUAUAUGGAACAUCUCAAAAAUUUGAUCAUUUUUCUCAUCGCAGUUUUUGUUUUUAUCAUUACAAUAUUCUGUUGUUGUGGUUGUUGUUGCAGAAUAUUUUUGUGGAGAAUGAUAUGCGGAUGUUUCCAAACAUCAAACAGAAAACACAAUGAAAAUGAACUGCCUGUUCUGAUGAAUCAAACAAAUUCUAUUACAAAACUAUGGGGUUUGGAUAUAAAAUUGAAUGGAAUUCCUGUAAGAGUUUUGUUGGACACUGGAAGCAGUAUAUCAAUAAUUUCAAAAUCAAGAAUGAUGCAAUUGAAUGGAAUAUUGUUGAAUGAGAAAACGAUGGAUGGAAUUGUGGCAAAUCGAACAAAAAUGUCAUUUCUAGGAACAACUAUGAUGCAAAUGAGUUUUAAUGGUGUGAGAAGUUAUCCACACAAAUUCCGAGUUGUGGAUGAUUCAAAAAUCACAAAUUCUAUCAUCUUUGGACUUGAUUCUUUGAUUCAACUUGGUUUUCAAAUCAAUUUUCGCAAUAAAAAAGUAUCCAUCAAAAAUCAUAAUUAUCCAGUUCGAGAUCUUGUUUAG